ACAUACGCUAUACCACAGAUCCACACCGUAGUAUAACAUGGACCGCAAGGCUGCGAAAGAGGCCUUUGUUUCGGGCCUCAGCGGUGCGAGCAAGGCCGAGGUGUUCGCGCUCGUGGCGUCGCUGUCCCUCUCCAUCGUUAUUUGCGAGCUGGCCAAGACAGGUCUGCGUUCCAAAAGCUGGUGGUCCUCCGUCCUGCUGGAGCUGGUGCUGGUGGUGUAUCUGCAGCUGCUGCUGUGCACGGGCGCCCUGCCGCUGGCGCCCACGGCAUGGACGUGCGCGGCGCUGGCAGCUGCAAGCACCGCCUGGCGGCUCCUGGCCACAGCGCAGUCGGCACACCACCCCCUGCAUUCCUCGCCACAGGGCUCCCAAGCGGCCCUGCAGGCUCUGGCGGGCAAGCGCAAAGGAUUUAUCAGCGCGUUCCGCGGAGCGCUAAUGAUUGCGACCUGCAUUGCCAUUCUGGCGGUUGACUUCCACGUCUUCCCGCGGCGGUACGCCAAGACAGAAACGUACGGCACAGGCUACAUGGAUGUGGGCGUGGGGGGCGUGGUGCUGGCGGCGGGACUGGUCAGUCCCGUGGCUACGAGCGGCAAUGACGGCACUCCGUGGAAGCCGGCGCCACUGCUGCAGCGCAUCUGGGCGGGGCUGCGCGGCGCGGCGGUGUGCUGGGUGCUGGGGCUGGCGCGACUCGCCACCACCCGAGCGGUGGACUACCAGGAGCAUGUGGGCGAGUACGGUGUGCAUUGGAACUUCUUCGACACGAUCGCGGUGGUGGCGCUGCUGGGUGCGGCGGUAGCGGUGCCGCCAGGCCGGCUGAGUGCGGCGGCGGUGGCGGUGACAGCGGCGCACCAGGCAGCGCUGACGCUAGGCGGCCUGGGCGCCUGGGUCAUGUCGCACGAGCGCGACCCCUCCAGCCUGAUCAGCCUGAACAAGGAGGGACUGGUCUCCGCCCCCGGCUUUUACGCGCUGUUCCUGUGGGGCGCCGCGCUGGCGCGCACAAUGCACACCGGGCUACAGCGUGCGGUGGCGCAGGCUGUAGCAGCGGCCGGGGCUGUAGCCGACAGGCAGCAGAGCGCGGGAAGGGAGGGAGCGGCGGCGCGGUGGCAUCGGCGGCGGCUGGCGCUGGCGCUGGCGGCGCCGGUGCUGCGGUGGUGGCUGGAGGUGGCGUUGCUGGAUGCGGCGCUGUGGGCGGCGGUGGCGGCUCUGGAGGCGUAUGUGGAGCCGGUUUCACGAAGGUCCUGCAAUGCAGCCUAUGUGCUGUGGAUUGCGGCGCAGCUGCUCGCAGGCGUCCUGCCACUGGCGCUUGCGCAGGCCGUGGCGGCGGCGGCGGCGGCGGCUGCCGCAGGGGCGCCGGGACAGGGUCGGCCGCAGGCGGCAUUAGGCGUGGACGGAGCGGAGGGAGACAGAACGUUGGAGGCGAAAGGCGCCGCGGAUGCCAGCGCAUCGGCUUGGGGGCCCACCAUCCUCCAGGCUGUCAACUCGGCCCAGUUGCCAGUGUUCUUGGUCGCCAAUUUGCUGACCGGUGCGGUCAACCUGUCAGUGGACACAAUGCAGGUGCCGGACUGGCCUGCAAGAGCGGUUCUCGGCGGGUACAUCUCUACUGUGUGUGCUGUGGCAGUGGUGCUGCAGCGCUGGGGCCUGCGAUUGAAGCUGUAGCCGCAGCCGCUGCGGCUGUAGCUGUGGGCUGGCGCGGGCUGACGCCCUGCUGCACUUGCCUCAGUGAGUGUGCGGUUCGCCUUGCCCAAUCAGCACGCACAUAC
Messenger RNA from Chlamydomonas reinhardtii, 1758 nucleotides. RefSeq lists its product as uncharacterized. Gene Ontology annotation, molecular function: glucosaminyl-phosphatidylinositol O-acyltransferase activity. Gene Ontology annotation, cellular component: endoplasmic reticulum; membrane. The coding region runs from base 38 to 1654 and encodes 538 amino acids. Gene Ontology annotation, biological process: protein localization to plasma membrane; GPI anchor biosynthetic process. The transcript is spliced from 12 exons. Lineage: Eukaryota; Viridiplantae; Chlorophyta; Chlorophyceae; Chlamydomonadales; Chlamydomonadaceae. The record is from RefSeq and is a predicted model, not a curated record.